Messenger RNA from Leptopilina heterotoma, 9357 nucleotides. It is a transcript of the gene jbug, whose product is annotated as filamin-A. The transcript has 42 exons. The record is from RefSeq and is a predicted model, not a curated record. Gene Ontology annotation, molecular function: actin filament binding. The coding region runs from base 416 to 9247 and encodes 2943 amino acids. Lineage: Eukaryota; Metazoa; Arthropoda; Insecta; Hymenoptera; Figitidae. Gene Ontology annotation, biological process: actin cytoskeleton organization.
GAGUGUGAAUUUAAAAAAAUACAUGUCCAAAUUUGAGGUUAUGUGAGUGCAAUAAGUUUCAGAUGUGCAACCCAGAAAUUUAUCUGUGCUUAUAAUUAUCAAUAUUCGUGACAGUAUUGAAUAAUUAUUUUGAAAAAUUAAUAAUUCUCCAGUGGAAAAAUUAUGUGGAGAGUUAAAAAAAGUAAAUGUGUUGUUCUUUGAGAGGAAAUAUUUUUGAAACCGUUCGGGGGAUUAUUUUUGUGAAAACGUGUUAUGACAGAAAAGUGAAUAAACAUGUUUUGUUGAUAUAUAUGUAUAUCAGGCACACGUGUGUAAAAUGCUUAUCUGAAAUCACUUUUACUGUCAAACUACUCUUUAGUUUUUCGAGCACCUUAAUGUGAAAUAAAAACAUUUUUCAAUUUGCUGCCUGUGUAAAAUGAAAAAGAUGCAGACGGAACAACUGCGGCCAGAACAACUGGUCGGCCUGGUAGCUCGAUCAGCUGAAGGAACAGCAGCAAAGGGAAUGCCCAUCAAGGGCAACGAAGACCUGUGGGUGGAAAUUCAGGCCAACACAUUUAGAAAUUGGGUAAAUGAGCAUUUGAAACAAGCUGGUGAUGCUGGAGGAGGACCUGUCUUAGAUCUCGCUGAGGAUUUCCGAGAUGGCACACGAUUGUGUGCUUUAGUUGAAGUCCUGACCAAGAGACGCCUUCCUCGUUGGAAUCCAAGACCCGCCAAUCAACACCAUCAUUUAGAAAAUGUUUCCACUGCACUGCAAGCCGUCGAGACUGAUGGUGUCAAACUCGUCAACAUUGGUAAUGUGGACAUUGUGAAUGGCAAUUUGAAGUUAAUUCUGGGCUUAAUAUGGUCCCUCAUUGUCAGAUACCAAAUUGGCAAGUCCAAGUUCCCGCCAAGGAAACUGAUGCUUGCAUGGCUCAAGGCCGUUCUGCCAGAGUGCAGAGUGAACAACUUUACGACAGAUUGGAAUUCUGGUGUUUACUUGAGUGCAUUGUUGGAUUAUUGCAAACCUGGCCUAUUUCCUCAUUGGCGGCAACUUGACCCUAAUGAUAGUGUUUACAACUGUCGGAAGGCGAUGGAAAUAGCGAAACAAGAAUUUGACAUUCCAGUUGUACUCGAGCCAGAAUAUUUGGCUUCUCCUUAUUUAGAUGAAUUAUCAGGAAUGACAUAUCUUUCGUAUUUUAUGAAAGAGGGAUCACCAGGUUUUCAUGCAACAAUACGUUGGGUGAAUUCGCAGCUUUCUCAUGCUCCAGUGCGUAAUUUCACAACUGAUUGGAAUGACGGCAGAGCCUUGUGCGGUAUCGUUAGAAAUUUAGGAGGUCCUGCUCCUCCUUACGACAGAAUUGAUACUGCUCCUGCUGCGUGGGAACACAAUUUACAACUAGGUAUCGACAGUGGGAAGAAGCUGGGGGUGGAACCCAUCUUGAAAGCGAAAGACUUGGCCGAUCAGAAUGUAGAACAUUUGGGAGUAAUGGCUUAUGCGGCGUACUUUCAGUGGGUGAAGCCUCGCCCUCAAGCGAGUGAGCAAAUUGCUGUGCACGUAGACAGUACAUCCGCCAGAGUGCAACAGCCGGCGCAUUUCAAAUUAGAAAUGCUAGCAAAAGAAGUUAAUCCACGAGAGGUUCGUGCCGAAAUUGUAAGUCCCAGUGGAAGAUCAGAAUGCCGAUUAAUUUGGAAUGGAACCCACGGGAAAGGAACCUUUAUUCCCACAGAAGUUGGAAUGCAUAAGUUGAUGGUCUACAACGACGGAGAGCUUGUAAAUGGCUGUCCAUAUUAUUUCAGAGUGUUACCUCCCUUAACCAAAAUCAAUUCACCUGGCAUGGAUCCUUGCGCCAUUGGGUCCAUUGUUGAGGUUCUAGUCAAUAGUUACGGAACUAGUCAUGACGGUAUUGACGUAACGGCGUGGUCUCCGACCGAAAGACCUCUUCCAUGUCCUGUGAAGGAACACGACGGAGUUCACACUGCGACAUUUCAGCCUGACGAAACUGGAGAAUGGAGUAUUGCCAUAACGCAUAAAGGAAAUCACAUUCAAGGAGGACCGUUCACGUGCUUUGUAUUCGAUCCCCAUGGUGUUAAGAUUUCAGACACAGAGGGAGCAAUGCCAGGCCAACCAUUUUCCUUCAUCGUUGACGCAACGGGAACAGGCGGCUUGGGUGACAUAAUCAUAGACAUAGUUCACGACAAGCAAUCAAUUCCUUAUCGAAUCGAAGACAUGGGACACAUGCGAUCUCGAGUAUCGUUUAUUCCACGCGAUGCUGGGAAAUAUCGCGUCUACGUUUACUUUAACGGCUCUGACGUUCGUGGUUCUCCAUUUUCGCUUCGUGUUGGCACACAGAAAAGAAGGUCAAAAGAGUCCACGACUUUGGAUAGAACAAAGAUUUCAUCCCUCGAAAGAAGAAUGAACGGAAUUAAUGUGUCCUCGACAGAGAGAUCAAGUCCUAUUCAAAGAACUUACUCCUCAUCAAUGUACAAAUCCCCCAGUCCUACGCAAUCGUCCUUCAACAAAACUUCCAGCAGUUUUGAGAAUCUGAGUACUUUUCAUCAUACUUUAGCAAAUAAUUCUCGAUCCACUUACAAUCACUCUUCGAGAAGUUUGAAUCCUUCGAUUGUCCGCGAGACGAGAGAAAAGGAAAUUUACUCAUCUACGUUCAAUAAGAGUUCUCCAAACGUAAGCAGCAAUUCUUUGAUAAGAAAUACUCAGAGUCCGAAUUUAAUCAAGGAAUCGAAAGACAUUUAUUCCUCGAGUUCGUUGAGUAGAUCUCGUUCUCCAGAUCCAAAUUCUAUGGAAGCGACUAGUCCAACAAUCAUAAAGGAGUCCAAGGACAUUUAUCAAUCAAAUUCAUUAAGCAGAUCAAGAUCUCCCAAUAAAAGUCCCAUGACUUUUGGUAAUCCGCAAAGUCCAAUUAAGAGAAGUUUCAGUCCAAGAGCAGGAGAAAAAGAAGUUUCGGGUAGAAGAGGAUCUGGGGAAAAUGGAGUCGUCGACACCAGCAGCAACGUAAAGGUUUCAUCAAUGUCAACGGGGACAUCUCGUCGCGAUUCUUGGGAUGCCAUCGCCAAAACGAAAUCACUUCUAUCUUACGGCAGUCUUGAAUCAUUGGCAAAUUUAACAAGUAACGGAACUAAUGAACACAGCAGCAAUUCAAACUACGUCAAUAACAAUUAUCGAAAUGGAAACUCUAACGUUCAGCAGAAUUCGUCGACAAAUUACAAUUCAACACAAAAAUUCACGACAUCUGAAUGUGGAACGUCACAAAAAUACACCAUUGAGAGUCAAAAUGGUCGCACUCAUGGCAUUUUAAAGAACAAAAAUAAUAACCAUUACAAGAGUGUCGACGCUAUUGAUGCUACACAUGAACGAUUUUCUCAUAACGGAGUUUCGGAAUAUAGAACAGUUUAUGGUAAAAAUUCACUUGCUGCUGGAAACGCUUUGGAGAUGUUGCCUAUUAACAAGCCAACUUCCUUUACUCUGGAUCCAGGACUCGAUGCUAAUAACGUCACUGUGUUAGUAACAGGACCUCACGGUAAGUCUCUCACAGUUCAAAAAGCGACACUACGAGGAUUGACUUACACAAUAAUUGCUGAUGAAGUUGGUGAACAUAUCAUUCAGGUUCUUGUAAAUGGACAACACAUCAAAGGAUCACCAUUUAGAUCUCAAGCUUACAAUGCUAAGGCUAUUCAAGUGGGAAACAUACCGAAUGGUGUAAUUAAUCAACCAGUCGAAUUUGAAAUCGAUGGCUCGAGAGCUGGUUCAGGGAAUUUGGAAAUCCUCGUCAACGGUGGGCAUGUGACGAGUUUUGUAAGAGCACUAGGUAGUCAGAGAUUCUUGGCUUCUUUUGUACCUCACGAAGCAGUUGCACAUUUAGUAGAAAUGACCUUCAAUGGCGAGACAGUACCCGGAUCACCUUGGCGAGUUGGAAUCAUGCCUGGUCCAAAAAUGUCAGUUGUCGGUGAUUCUGUCAGGCUGGUUCCUGCUGGAAGUCCCGCAUUAUUUGAACUCUCAGCCCUUGGCUUCAGCAGCAGUGAAAUCGACGUGCAAAUUACCACACCAACAAAACGACACAUCACUGCACGAAUCGAUGAAGAGCCAGGGCGAUCUGGAGAAUUUAGAGUUCAAUUCACUCCGGCCGAAGUUGGAAGUCACCUGGUGGAAGUAAGCAUCGCGGGACAAAAGUUACCGGCAGGACCUCUCGUCGCCAAAGUCUACAAUAGCAACCUCAUUCAAGUUACUGACGUACCUAGUGCUGUAGUGGGACAUGCCUGCCAAUUUAGAGUUGAUGCCAGUGCCGCGGGAGAAGGACAAUUGGAAAUCUCAAUAAACGAGGGAGAAGUGCCCAACCACGUGCAAGUGGUGGGAGGAGGUCGAUGCCUCGUGUCCUUUACGCCUGAUGUCGCCAAGCCUCACUACAUUGAUAUCAAGUUCAAUGGAGAAGCCGUUCCUGGGUGUCCCUUUGUUUGCAACGUCUCAGACACGAGUCGAGUUACUCUGAGUCUCAAUCAUCUAGAGUUAAUACCGGUAGAUCAACCCGCCAGCUUUCACAUGGCUGUUGAUGGAAGUGGUAGCGCCGAACUUGCGGUUUCCGUAAGAGGACCAACUAUGGAAUUGCCAGUCAAAGUCACUGGCAAUAUACACAGUGGCUUCACCGCUGAAUUUACGCCAAGAGAUGUUGGUGUGCAUUCAAUUAGCGUCGAAUACAAUGGACAUCCGGUCAACGGAACGCCCUUUUUGGCUAAGGCUUUUAACGCUGAUAAGGUCCUUAUUGGAUCAGUCGCGAGGGGCAGUGUUGGUCAGGCAACACAUUUCAGUGUUGACGCAAGUCAGGCUGGCGAAGGAAAUUUAGAAAUAACAAUAUCGGCACGUGGGCAGAACAUUCCCACUCAAGUGACGCCACAAGGCAAUGCUCGUUUUUCGGUUAGUUUCGUUCCGUUCGAGGCUUGCGAGCACAUUAUAAACAUCGCAUUUAAUAAGCGAACUGUGCCCGGCUGUCCGAUUAUUACGAGAGUGGGUGGCGAUAGUCACGUUACAGUAAGUGGGCAGGCAUUGAGCAGUGCUGGGUUGGGACGGCAAAGUUAUCUUACCGUCAGUAAUGUUGCCGGUAGCUUGGAAGAUUUAGAAGUAAACGUUGAAGAAAAAGUCAAACAAUUAAAUACAAGGCUAAAAAAACAAUUAUUCAGACCCAAUGGACAGGCCGUACCAGCGCAAGUGACCGACAAUAAAGACACGACAUGUUCAGUGGCAUUUACUCCGAGGGUCGUUGGAGAACACAGAAUUUCUGUCAGCCACAGAAACAUCCCCGUGGUCGGCAGUCCAUUCAGCUGUAAAGUCUAUGAUGUCGCUGCUAUCAAGGUCAAGGAUGCCAAACGAGGUGUUAUAGGCUCUCCAGUCACCUUUCUGGUGGAAACCAGUCAAGCCGGACCAGGAAAUUUAGAAGUAACAGUGAAUGGAGGCCGAGUUCCAACUUCAGCCCAAGCUCAGGGUUCUCACACCUAUGCAAUAUCUUUUACACCUCGAGAACCAAUUGUACAUACUGUGGAUUUGCGAUUCAACAGUGAGGACGUACCUGGUAGCCCCUUCAGUUGUCAGGUUAGCGAUACGGCAAGAGUACUGAUAACAGAAGUAUUGGAGAAGGUGUCAGUAAAUCGAAUCGCUACAUUUACAAUCGAAGCAAACCCUUCAUUAGGAUCGCCAGUUAUCGAAGUUCUUUCGCCUACAAGGGAAAGCAUACCUGUUCAAAUUAAACAAACUGAACAUGGUUCCUACAAUGCUGGUUUUACUCCUAAAGAUGUUGGUGACCACAGUGUUGAAGUUAAACUGAGCGAUUCACACGUGGAAGGAAGUCCAUUUCUCGUGAAAGCUUAUAACGCAGAUAAAGUUAAAGUUACGGACAUCAACAAUGGAGUAGUAGGAAAGCCAGUAUUCUUCAGUAUUAAUGCGAGUCAAGCAGGAGCUGGUAAUCUGGAAAUAAUUGUAGCAGUUAAUGGGAAGAAUGUCCCGAAUUACGUUCAAAGUGAAGGUAAUGCAAAAUUCAGAGUCAAUUUUAAACCCCAAGAAGCAGCGAUGCACAGUCUCAGUGUUCGAUUUAAUGGCGAACCAGUACCAGGUUCACCUUUUAGUUGCAAAGUGGUGGGAGCUGGACAGACUUUAAUAACAGGUCACAAUUUAAAAUUGGGAGCUGUCAAACGAUUAAUAUCAUUUAAUGUUGAUCCUCAGACGGCAUCAAUGAAUUGUGAUGUUAUCGUAACACCUCCGUCGAAUAUUGCCCUGCCCAUAACUAUUGAACCAAUUGACGGAAAGUACAAUAUCAGUUUUACGCCAACGGAAGUAGGAAGGCACAAUAUCAGCAUUUUACUUGACGGUGAACCCAUAAAAGGAUCGCCUUUUGCUUGCAACAUUUAUGACGUCACUAAGGUUCAUGUAUCCGGACUUUCGGAAGCUCUACUGGGACAGGCAUCAACGUUUACCGUGGAUGCUGCGGAAGCUGGGGAGGGUACAUUAGAAUUGGUAGUAAGCACUGAAAACAAUACCGUAAAGGCAGAAGUUGUUGCUUGCGCUCGAGGACUCUAUGACGUUACCUUUGUUCCCCAAACAACCAGCACUCAUUACGUUAAUAUCAGUUUUAACGAUGACAAUGUCCCAGGGAGUCCGUUCAAAUGCCCAGUCGUCGGUAGCAUUCUCGAUGGGCCUUCAAUGAUCCGGGUUGGAAAUAUCGCUUAUAUGGAUCUGGAUAUGCCAAGUCUCGCUGGUCCAGUGUCUGCCGAAAUUACAAGUCCAGAUGGCAUUAUUAUUCCUUGCGCAUUGACAAAAAUCUCCUCCAAUCUCUAUCGUGUGGAAAUAAGAACGAGACAAGUCGGGAUUUACAAUGUAAUUUUUAGCGAUGGUCCAAAAAUGAUAAGUUCUCAGAGUCUGCAGGUCUUCGAUCCAACCAAAGUGACCAUCAAAGAAAUAUCCGACACCGUCUGUCAUCGUCCAGGCACAGUUUUAGUUGUCGCUUCGAAGGAGGCCGGUCCUGGGAAAUUGAGCGUAAACGUCAGGGCGGGAGGUGCAGAUGUUGACAGUUUAGUAAGAGAAAGAGAUAAUGGCGUUUACGAAGUUAUUUUUCAUCCAACGCGAGCUGCUCCACAUCGGGUUCACAUUAAGUACAAUGACGUUCACAUUCAAGGAAGUCCGGUUGAAGUUGCCGUGAGGGGUCCCACGGGGGGAAGAGAAGUCACAUCAACGGGAUUGGGAUUGUAUCAAUCUUGUGUGGGUAAAAUUACAUCUUUUACGAUUGAAACGCUGGGACGUCCGGGAAAGGAGUUCGAUGUAGUGAUUAGUGGACCACAAGGCAAUGCAGUUCCUGUGCGAUGUUAUCAGCAUCGAGAUGGGAAUUUGUUAGCUGAAUUCACAACUCAUUUAACUGGAACUUAUAAAAUUGACGUAUUACAAGGAGCAAAACCGGUAUUAGGUUCACCAUUUUUCUGCCAAGCUUUCGAUCCAAAUAAAAUAAAAUUACAAGAACUGGGACCAACAACAGUGGCUGUUCACGACCACGUUGCACUCAAAUUGAUUAAAACAGAUGCUGGCAUGGCCGAACUGGAUGUGACGGCCACGAGUCCUCUGGGACAGGAACUUCCUCUGCAAGUCACACCGCUCAACGAUGGAGCGGAGUUGAUUGAAUUCUCACCCAGUGUUCCUGGAACGUACAUGAUUAAUGUCACCUACGGAGGUUGCACUGUUCCUGGUAGUCCAGUAAAAUGCACUGUGGAAGCAGCAGGACAAGCUAGAGCAAAAGGAGAUGGUUUAUUGACUGGAGUCGUAGGAAAACCAGCUCAUUUUGUAGUAACUGGUACCCGUAGUCCUCCAGCUGUACAGGUUGACGGUCCUGACAGUAUAUCCAAAGCCACCAUUGAAGCAGGAGCGAAUCCCGGAACUUGGAAUGUGUCGUAUUCGCCAACGGAAGUAGGAGUUUUUGACGUUAGAGUCGUGUGCGCUGGGCAGCAACUGCCAGGUUCCCCCUGGCAUCCAAAGAUAAUUGACACUAAAAACUUACGAGUCAUAGGAGGCUGGGGUGCUUUGUGUGAUGAAAUGGGACGAUUAAAAAUUCACGCUUCAAAUAAAAUAAGUUUUGAUACUUCAGAAGCUGGACCUGGUGAACUGACCGGUAAAAUAGGAGAUCAUCCCCUAUCUUUUGAAAUGACUUCUAAUAACAGGCUGAAGCUUGUUUCACCACAAAUUAAUGGCGGAGAGCAUCGAUUUGAAAUAUCAUUCAAUGGCGUUCCAUUUCCAGGUGCACCGAAACUUGCAGUUGUCGAUGGAGAGCAAUUUCAAGACACAAGUAGAGUAAUGUUGCGGGGAAGAGGUCUAACGUCAGCUAAAUGUGGUGAAGAAGUUAGUUUUACGAUUGACGGUUCGCAGGCCGGAAGUGGAACACCGAAGGUUCAACUUUUCUCACCGACUAAUGAAGUCAACGUAAAUGUCCAGCAUUUAGGUGACAGUGUUUAUCGAGCCAGCUAUGUACCUCUCACUUCUGAUUCACUACUAAUGACUGUCUCGUGGAAUGGAAGACAAUUGAAAGGAUGUCCCUUACAAAUUAAUGUAACAAGUGCAGCUGAUGCCUCGCGUGUAGUUUGCUCCGGAGAGGGACUCAAGUACGGAAUUGUUGGACAGGAGAUAAGAAGUUUUAUUGAUACAAGAAGAGCAGGUCCUGGAGAAUUAACUGCUCAUUGCGAUGGACCGCACAAAGUUGCCUACUGUGAACUUUACGAUCAUGGAGACGCAACAUUCACAUUAAAUGUGAAACCUCAGGAAGCAGGAAGACACUCACUGACGAUAAAAUAUGCCGGCGAACAUGUAACUGGCUCUCCAUUUACUUUAAGAGUUUCCGGUGCACCUGAUGCAUCUAAGGUUCGAGUUUAUGGGCCAGGAAUAGAACAUGGUGUGCUAGCAACAUUCCAGUCCCGGUUUAUUUGCGAUACCAGAGGAGCUGGAGCGGGCCAAUUAACUGUAAGAGUUCGAGGACCGAAAGGAGCGUUCAGAGUUGAAAUGCAGAGGGAAACGCAAAAGGAUCGAAUUAUAUUGUGUCGAUAUGACCCCACUGAACCUGGAGAUUACAGGGUUGAAGUGAGAUGGGCCGGUGUUCUCGUACCUGGUUCGCCAUUCCCUGUUAAAAUUGUCGACACACAGGAUGAAUUAUUAAUGCUAACACAGAGCGCUGACACAUACUCAACGAGCCAUCAUACUCUGACAUCGUGGCGCGGUUCACAAGCAAUAUUAUAAGGACCAAGCAUAACAAUGUUAUUACUUUAUAAGAACUAAUAGAUUUAUUUUAUUAUUAUUAUUAUAUAUUAUAACUUAUAUAAGAGUUUUCAAUAAAAUAUUUAUCAAAA